AAGUGUGUUUUUUACCAACUUCACACCUUGAUAGUCCGUAACUGCCCCAUUGGACAGGAUAACUAAUGGCCAUUCAGUUAGAUCACAAACGAGUACUAUCUAAUCAGAUAACAGUAGGGUUUUAGAAUUUAGGUGUCGUCAUCCUGGUCUGGGAUCUCAAUCUAAAAGAGCGGGAGCACAUCGUUGACUAAACUAUCGCACAAUGUUGUGCGAUUGUCGUUUGUUUUGCAGCCAAUUCAACAGUUUAGUUGCACAAAUAUAAAUCGAGUAGAGUGCGCAUGGGAAUCAAAGCAAGAGUAAACAGUUGAACAAUAGUUCAAAAUUGAAUGCGCCAUAAGAUCAAUAGUUAAAGAUAAUCAAAGAGCAUAAAUAAAUGUUUAGUUAAACAGUGUCUUAGUAUUUUGGAGUAAUACAGAGAGUCUUUUAGAUUUCAAGGAUGGCAUACAGUUUGACAACCCUCGCCUCAGUGUCAUCGUCCGCUGAGUCUCGCGAUAAAGCGUUUAUGACGAGCAAAAGCCAAAUCACACAGUACGGUACGCAAUUUCUUCGCAUCGGUUGUUUUAAUAAUUCUUGGUACAUUUGUUAUUUUAAUAUGAAGUCAUUAACACAAACAUUUAGGUCAUGGACAUUUUGCUGUGCUAAUAAAAAUCUAACUACAAAGGAUCGCCAGAGAGCUACCGCGGUUGUCGAUGACAGAUAUUAUCCACGCUACCACUUGGCCCCGCCGUAUGGAUGGAUGAACGAUCCUAAUGGCUUCAGUGAGUUUAAAAAUGAAUACCACCUAUUUUAUCAAUUCAAUCCGUCUAGCAGUCUCGUACCUGGCAUAGCACAUUGGGGUCAUGCUAAAAGUAAAGACUUUUUCCGCUGGGAACAUUUACCUAUCGCAAUGUAUCCAGAUCAGUGGUACGAUAAGGGUGGCGUAUUUUCCGGAAGUGCUUUAGUUGAGAAUGAUAAACUAUAUCUUUACUAUACCGGCAAUGUGAACAAACCCGGUCAAUAUCCUGAUCACCAACAACACCAAGUACUCGCAAUUAGCACUAAUGGAGUAGAUGUUAAGAAAGAAAAGAUUAAUCCAAUAAUUAAUGGAAGUAAUUAUCAGCCAGACUUUCGAGAUCCUAAAGUUUGGAAGUAUAGAAACACAUAUUAUAUGGUGGUAGGAAAUUCUUUCCAAGACGAAGAGACCGAUGCUAUACUAGGUCGAGCUCUUCUAUAUACUUCUAAAGAUAAAGUCAAAUGGAACUUCGCUUCAGUUUUGGCUGAAUCUGAUGGAUCUCUGGGAUAUAUGUGGGAAUGUCCAGAUUUCUUUGAACUGAACGGUCGGUUCGUUCUUUUAUUUUCACCUCAAGGAAUACCUCCAUCAGGAUAUAAAUACAGGAAUUUAUAUCAAACUGGAUAUAUUGUUGGAGAUUUCGAUUACCAGACCAAUAUGUUCACUCCUAAAACUGAAUUUGUUGAAUUGGAUUACGGCCACGAUUUAUAUGCUACGCAAACAAUUCUGGACAAAGCAAGACGUAGAAUAGUAAUUGCUUGGAUGGAUAUGUGGGAUCAGAACUAUGCAGAAGCUGAGGACGGUUUUACCGGUCAAAUGACAAUUCCUAGAGAGCUAUCACUAGACAACAAUAAUCGCCUAAUUCAGAGACCUGUAAAAGAAAUAGCAUCAAUCAGAGGACGAACGAGAUUCUCUGGGAAGGGACGAGCAGGUGCUGAAAUCAGACUCAGAGAUAAAAGUGGAGAAAUCCAUAUCAAAUCAUCGGGAACCAAAGAUUUAGAUAUUUGGAUCCAAUCUACAAAUGAAUCCAGCAACGUUUUAAUUAGCUAUAACUACAAGAGAGGUAUAGUCACGUUAGAUCGCGGAGGAAAAGAUGGCGUUCGUCGUGCUAAAUGGAGACCUAGUGAACAAUUAGAUUUGAAAGCAUACAUUGAUGCAAGCUCGAUCGAAUUAUUCUUCGGUAAUGGUGAAGUUACAUUUUCUAGCAGAUUUUUCCCUGCGGGACCAAUAAAGGUACGGAUAGGUGAAUCAAAUGACGUCGAGUCAAUAUCUGUCACUGACCUGCAACGUUCAAUAGAUGCCAGUUAUAAAAUAGAAUCAGAAGAUUAAUCCAUCACACAAUAUGUAGGUCUUGUCUAAAAUGUAAA
Messenger RNA from Papilio polytes (common Mormon), 2136 nucleotides. RefSeq names its product sucrose-6-phosphate hydrolase-like. Gene Ontology annotation, molecular function: beta-fructofuranosidase activity. The transcript has 3 exons. Gene Ontology annotation, cellular component: cytoplasm. Lineage: Eukaryota; Metazoa; Arthropoda; Insecta; Lepidoptera; Papilionidae. The coding region runs from base 437 to 2098 and encodes 553 amino acids. The record is from RefSeq and is a predicted model, not a curated record. Gene Ontology annotation, biological process: carbohydrate metabolic process.